CAACCGCACCGCUUUCUUCUACGUCUCUCUCAGUUUAUUGUUUAAUUCGAUUUUGAUUUUUCCUUCCCUUCCGUUACCCUCCACAUUUCAUCCUCUCCCUUGCUUUUACAAUUCAAGAUUUUCUCCAAUUACAAUUUUCUGUUGAACAAGAAAUGGACGACUCCAAUGCCAAUGCCAAAGCUCCCGCUGACACCGCCGCCUCCGCCGAAGGAGAACAAAACCCUACCAACAGUCCGCCUAAUGGAGGCGACGGCGCCGACAAUCUCAGCCGGAGAACUCCGUUUACGAACCUCAGUCAAGUCGAUGCGGAUCUCGCCCUUGCCCGUACUCUCCAGGAGCAGGAGAGAGCUUAUAUGAUGUUGGCAAUGGGUGGUGGUGAUGGCAUUCCUUAUGGAAGCUGGGGAGAUGAUAGUUAUGGGCAUGAAAAUGCAAUUUAUGAUGAUGAUUAUGAUGAUGCUGGUGAAGAGGAUUAUGAUGGUUCUGGUGUAGAGGUGGAUGAUGAUGAAUCAGAAGAUGCUUUUGAUGUCCACGCUCGUGGUGAAGGAGUAGAAGAUGAUAAUCACCCAGCAGAAAUGGAUCCCGCUUCGUUUUCCAGUGACGAGGCCUUUGCUAGAGCGUUGCAAGAUGCUGAAGAACGGGAAAUGGCAGCCAGAAUGUUGGCACUAUCAGGGAUAAAUGAGAUGGUUGUUGGGGAUGAUGAAGACGUGGAUGAAGAUGAAGAUGAAGAUGAGCAAGCUGGAAUUCUUCCGGAUACAUGGGACGAGGUUGAUCCUGAUGAACUCUCGUAUGAGGAGUUGAUUGCAUUAGGAGAAGUUGUUGGAACAGAGAGCAGGGGUCUUUCUGCAGAUACUAUAGCUUCUUUGGCUUCUGUCAACUAUAAAUCACAAGACACUCAGGAAGGGAUCAGUGAUUCCUGUGUAAUAUGUAGAUUGGACUAUGAGGAUGGCGAUGCAUUGACUGUUCUCUCUUGCAAACAUUUAUAUCAUCCAGAAUGUAUUAACAAUUGGUUACAAAUCAACAAGGUUUGUCCCGUGUGCAGCACUGAAGUAUCGAACUCUUCAGGAAAAAGCUAGUAGACUCGAUCAGCAACAGCAAGCUCAGUUGUCUUAUAUUUAUAUACUAGUAUGAUGCAUUCAAGCUUUGUCUCUUAUUUGUAUCAUCAUUUCACAUGUUUCUUGGCAACAUAAUGUUAGCUUCUCUAGUUUCUUACA
Molecule: messenger RNA, 1211 nt
Organism: Salvia hispanica
Lineage: Eukaryota; Viridiplantae; Streptophyta; Magnoliopsida; Lamiales; Lamiaceae
Product: E3 ubiquitin ligase BIG BROTHER-related-like
Source: RefSeq, a predicted model, not a curated record